Molecule: messenger RNA, 615 nt
Organism: Penicillium bovifimosum
Lineage: Eukaryota; Fungi; Ascomycota; Eurotiomycetes; Eurotiales; Aspergillaceae
Product: PIG-H family GPI synthesis protein
Exons: 3
Coding region: 1-615 (204 amino acids)
Biological process (GO): GPI anchor biosynthetic process
Cellular component (GO): glycosylphosphatidylinositol-N-acetylglucosaminyltransferase (GPI-GnT) complex
Source: RefSeq, a predicted model, not a curated record
AUGCCAGGCCGCCUCAAAGUCCAACGUCCCUCUCCGACGACUGUCUCCUUCACAGUAUCGAAUGCCCCCCAACGAUCGAGUUCUCCAGCCAAGGUCUUAUUCGGGCUUCAAAUACUGCUGCGCUCAAUUGUCUUCCUCUGUGUGAUUGCUCUCAGUAUCACACGCCUUCGAAUCUUCUUAUUUCAGGAGGAUGGCAGGGUGGUACGCUGGUCAGCCGUAUGGUCAAGUCCGCUCGGAUCCAAACUGUGUCGCCUGGUGGACUCAUAUAAUCCGCUAGCAAUUGUCGUUGUUAGCACAUUGGUGAUCUACUGUGUCUUCAGAAGAGGAUAUACUGAGGAAUCGCUCUUGGUUAUUCGAGGGUUCGGAAUUCAGACUUCGACAUUGUCUUCAACGUAUCUUUCUACUGCUGCAACAAGAUUUAUUCCUACGACACAAAUCCAGGACAUUGUGAUCCACGAGGCUUUCAAGGGCUUCGAAGUCCGCUUCUACUUGGCCGUCAUUGUCGAAGGGGAACCUGAUGCCUUGGUGGUCUUCCCGAACAUGUUGCCCAAACGAGAGAUUUUGGAGCAAGUUUGGAGAGGGUCGCGGCGAUGUCUCUACGAUUCGAAGUCAUGA